This is a messenger RNA of Eupeodes corollae, 516 nucleotides long. RefSeq lists its product as uncharacterized. Bases 106 to 516 code for a protein of 136 amino acids. The transcript is spliced from 3 exons. Lineage: Eukaryota; Metazoa; Arthropoda; Insecta; Diptera; Syrphidae. The record is from RefSeq and is a predicted model, not a curated record.
AAAACAGCUUUGAAUCAUCAUAUUUUUAUUAUUUCAAGUUUGGUAUCUGUGUGAAAUUCCUUCCUUCAAAGUGACAUUUCAAAAUAAAACAAACAAAAACCACAAAUGGAGGCUGCGGUAGUUGAUUUUUUAUUGGAAAGCGAUGAUAGCAGCACAUCAAGCAUUUCGAAUUUGUCCAGAUUCGAUACAAGCUCAGACUCAUCAUCUGAAAAUAUUCCAUCGAAUCACCAAAAAAUAGAAAAUUUUGUGGAUAUAAUUCGUAAUUAUUGCGAUGCGAAUUUUAAAAUCCACUUUCGACUUGAAAGAACAACAGUGAACGUUUUGAUAGAUCGGUAUAGCUUAUUACUACGCUGCGAUUCCACGCCAAAAAGAGGGCUGCCGAGAAUUUCAGCCGAAAAAGAAAUAUAUAUAUUUCUAUGGUAUAUUGCAAAUACCAACACUUUCCGCGAAAUAUCUAAUUUAUUUGGCAUAUCACGUUCAACCGCGUGGAAUGUAGUUAAAAAAGUUACAGCAUGA